ACAAUCCAGCCCCGAUUCAAACUUAAGGCUUUGCCGGAGUCGUGAAGAUCGCCAUGAAAAACGGCACAUAGUCCCUAUGACUAGGAACAAUUUGCAGUCUCACCUCAAAUGGUUGCUUGGUCAGGGCCCUGCACUCUACCAGUCUUUAACGCCUGCUGCUGGCGACAGUCACGACCCCACGAGCGGUCAGAGCCGUACUGAUACGCGACCGCCCCCGACGAUCAAUGCGGCGAAUGAUGAGAUCAGGGAUAUUACGAUUGGGGACUCGCAACCGCUGCUUGACCAUAAUGCUGGAAAGCGGGAGGAUUUAACACCUGAUGACGAUAUGGCGCGACUGAUGUUUGCUCCGCAAUCUGCGAGCAAACCUCGUAUGCUCAGCCGUGCUAAGGGUUCUGUUUCCAGCCCGCCGAGUGUCUCGAAUGGCUCUGGGACUGUCGAAACACCAAGAGCUCGGAAAGAGGCAUUGCCGAAAAGUAAUGUCACAGAACAACGUGAUACGGCUUCUUCCUUCCGCUAUAGUAACAGGCCCGCUGCAACGCCCAUCAAGUCGAAUGAUACGCUCGAUCUAACCUCGCCACUGUUGGCAAUCGACACUAUUGAUUUGACCGGCGAUUGCGAUCGCGCUGGGGUUCCCGCGCCUGCGGGAGACGAGUUCGGCGAGCCUCGUCGGUUGUGGACUGAAGGGGCGGCUUUCCGCAAAGCUCCUGCUGAUAUACGAGGAAAGAAGCGAAAGAGUGACGAGUACACUUCAGAUCUCUCUCCCCAGAAGAAUGUCUUAAGGAUUCGCUCGCCUGGGAUGAACGAGAGGCAGGCUUCUCCCAGUCGGUCAGAGGCGGUGCACAAGACGCGUGCAACUCCCCUGCGAUCAACGGAACACCCCACUAGUAACCGAUCAAACGCCUCUCGGCCCCGAAGCCACGCCAGCAAAGUUAUUGCCGACUCCGACGAUGAAGAAGACGAUACCCUAUUCGACGAGCUGGUCAAAAGUGACGAUGAGAUUAUGCAGGAGCCGGAACAGCCGCUGUAUCCAAUCCUCCCGAAGGAUGAUCCUUUGGACGAACCAGAGAAUGAGAGUAGGCCCUUGAAAAAGGAAAACAGAAACCACUCCAUACCGGACGUGGCUCGCGCUGCUUCGAGUGUCUCUCAGAGGUCAGCGUUCGAUGAAAGACAACCGUCCGUUGGCUCCCUUCCACCCUCCACGUCACCAGAAUCAAGACCAAGAGACGAGGAUGUUGCACGGUUUUUAAAGCUUCCGCUGGGGUUGCUUGAGCAGCGGAUUGCAAACCUCAAGAACACGCUUACAAGCAACUCGGAGAUCGUUUACCAGCAAGCAAUGAAGGGUGAACUAACCCCAGAACUGAUUUCUGAGAAUAAGGUUCUCACAGAUCGAAUCGAUGCAAUUGAAUCGCUGAAGAAGCAGAGGGUAGCUUACCAUGCUAGCGAAUCCAAGAGGGAGCAGCUGAAAGGGGUUCUGAUGCGGGUGAUCUCUCAAGGUGGCGACCCUCGUUCAUUGCCAGACGAGCUCGCAAAGAAUAGAAAAGCUACAGCGCAGUUGGACGAGCUUGAAGCGGAUCUGAAACGCCUAAUCAUGUCUGCCGACCUAUUCUCACCCACGGGUUUGCCGAACAUGAACACGCUGGAAAGUGGUUUCACUCAAUCUUCUCUACCUUCGCCUCGGGCUUCUUUUCCGGGGUCUUCAUACGCAGAUAACGACAGGCGACCUAGGAACGAGCCCUUGGCUUAUGAAUCAAUCCGCAGGAGUCCUGAAAAAUCAAAACCAAGCCACAGUGUCUCUCGCACAUCCGUUCCUGAACUCUCCUUUCAGUCUUCGUCUAUAAAACCCAGGGAAACACCAAAAUCCAACCUAUUUAAUUAUGAUGAUGUUAUGGCGACCGAUGACGGCUUUGAUGACGAUGCAUUCACCAGGACCAUGGGGUCGCCUGCCAUGGCACCCCAGCCUAUGGAUGAGUUCGACUUGAGUGCCGACGACGAUGACAUGCUGGAAGCUGUAAAUUACAUCCAAGAUGAUAUACCAGCGACCGAUCUGGAGAUGCAAGAUCGAAAAGUUUUCACCGAAACCUCGGGGAACGCCGCACGCUUACCCUCAACGCAAAAAUCUCAAAGCCACAAUGCCCUUUGGCAUCAACACCCUUGGUCAAAGGAGGUGAGAACCGUCCUUAAGGAUCGCUUUCACCUUCGCGGUUUUCGAAUGAAUCAGCUUGAAGCCAUUGAUGCAACACUGAGCGGGAAGGACACAUUCGUCUUGAUGCCGACAGGUGGAGGGAAGUCUUUGUGCUAUCAGCUUCCUUCCAUUGUGACUACCGGAUCUACUCAAGGAAUGACGAUUGUGAUAUCACCGUUGCUCAGUUUGAUGCAAGAUCAAGUUUAUCAUCUACGUAAACUUGACAUUAAAGCAUUCUUAUUGAACGGAGAAACACCGAAAGAAGAGCGACAGGAGAUAAUGAGCACGUUGGCAGGUUACCGGACGGGGGAGCCAAUUGAGUUAUUAUACAUCACCCCAGAAAUGGUAAACAAGAACCAAGCUCUUAUCCGGAACCUGCAGAAACUCAAUGACUCCCGCCAGCUGGCUCGCAUUGUCAUUGACGAGGCUCAUUGUGUCAGUCAGUGGGGACAUGACUUUCGUCCUGAUUACAAAGAACUGGGCGGACUCAGGUCUCAGCUACCAAAUGUUCCGAUGAUGGCAUUGACCGCUACUGCGACGGAGAAUGUAAAGGUCGAUGUCAUCCAUAAUCUCAAGAUGGAGGGCUGUCAAAUCUUCUCCCAGAGCUUUAACAGGCCAAACCUCUUCUAUGACGUGCGGCCUAAAAAGAAGGGCGCCGAGCUCCUGACGAGCAUUGCCAAUACAAUCAUGUCGAGUUAUCGGAACAAAUCUGGUAUUGUUUAUUGCCUUUCGCGCGAUUCUUGCGAGAAGGUUGCAAGCCAGCUCAAGCAGGACUAUGGCAUCAAGGCCGAACAUUACCAUGCGGGCCUGAAGCCCGACCAGCGAGCCAAUGUACAGCAACGCUGGCAAUCCGGACAAUCCCACGUCAUUGUUGCGACCAUUGCUUUUGGCAUGGGUAUCGACAAGCCUGAUGUUCGCUUCGUGAUCCAUCAUAGCCUUCCCAAGAGCCUGGAAGGGUACUAUCAAGAAACAGGACGUGCUGGUAGGGAUGGCAAACGCUCCGGCUGCUAUCUGUACUACUGCUACAAGGAUACAAUGACCCUUACCCGCAUGAUCGACAACGGUGACGGCAGCAAGCAACAGAAGAACAGACAGCGCCAGAUGCUACACAAUGUGGUCCAAUUUUGUGAGAACAAAAGCGACUGCCGGAGAGUGCAAAUUCUGGCCUACUUCAACGAAUACUUCCGUCGCGAAGACUGCAACUCUGCCUGUGACAAUUGCAAAUCAGAUUCCGUCUUUGAGCUGCACGACUUUUCCCACCUCGCCGCUUCUGUGAUCAAGGUCGUGCGUUAUUUCCAGGACAUAGAUGACAGAGUGACUUUGUCAUACUGCGUGAAUAUGUUCCGAGGGAGUGUCAAGAAGUUUAGGUCUCCUAACCACAGACAGGCAACCGGCUACGGCGAUGGGUCUUCCUUGGAACUAGGAGAGGCCGAACGUCUGUUCCACCGACUGCUCAGCGAAGGUGCGCUAUACGAAGAAAAUGUGGUCAACGGCAGUCGAUUUGCUGUUCAGUAUAUCAAGGUCGGGCGGCGCUGUGCGGAGUUCGAAAGCGGCAGACGCAAGCUUGAACUCCAUGUCCGGGUUUCGCCGAAUGGGAAGGCUCAGAAACCUCGAGCUACGUCAAAGAAGGAGUACCAUCCGCAGUCUACAAACGUGUCUUCGCCUGUGCAAGCGGCAAAUAAACGCCGUUUGGCCCGUUACCGGUACGAUGAAGCUCAGGGCGCCUCCGAUAGUGAACGGGACAGUGAUGGGUUUGAGAGAAUCCGAGUCGCGGGGAAACAACGGCGAGAGAAGAAGCGGUCGCCUGGUCCGCCAAUCACCCAGGAUGUCCGAUUUGAUCGACUUGAUCCUCUUCACAAGGCGGUUGCGGAAGACUUCAUGGUUUACGCCAAGAAUUACUGUCAAGAGCUGAUGAUCAACAAGGGUCUGCGGAACCAGCCUUUUACGGAUACGGUGUUGCGUGAAAUGGUUAUUGUUUUCCCUAGAGACUUCGCGGAACUAGGUACUAUCCCGGGCAUCGAUACAGACAAGGUGAAUCGGUACGGAGGUCAAAUUUUGAAACUUGUGCGAGACACACAGCGUCGUUAUGCGGAACUUAAAAAGGAACGCGAUGAUGUUGAGGGCGUCGUCCCUGAUCCCAAUCAUCACAACGUCAUCAACCUCACGAGCAGCGAAGAAUUCAGCGACGGUGGUAUCUUCGACGACCAAGCAUCGACCUUCGAACUGGACGAGGACAACACCAUUGCUAGUCGAUACUUCUCCACCCAGGCUGUCGACGACGACGACAGUGACGAUUAUGGCGACUCUCGUCGACCGACUUCCAGGGCUAGCAGUUCCAAAUCCAGACCGCGCCAAGGUGGUAAGCGUUCGCGGCGCAAGUAUACCGGUGAUUCGAAACCCCGGACCAAGACCUCCCGGUCUAAAGGAAGCAGUAGCGGUCGUGCUAGCGGCCGCGCUUCUGGCUCUCGGAAGGCCCCCAAGGCGAAAGAGACCACGAGCAAAAUAGGAAUGAUGCCUAUAUGAUGGUUGUUUAUGUUUGUCCAAUGUCGAUGGAGUUAAUGUUAUAUCCCAAGCCUGUUUGUUGCUUUGAAUGGUCGGUUGCAUAUAUAGGCGUUUGUUCGUUUCUGUCACGGUUUUUUUUAUGACUCUUUUUUGGCGGGCGAAGCGGAUGUGUUGUUUCGUUACUGGACUACUGCGCUCGAGAUUGGUGGUCUGGCAGGCAUACCAAGUAUAAAUGCGAACUGCACGGCGUCUUACGCCUAGAGGUGUUUCCUGUGGCAUAAUUUACACUGGCAUGAUUAAUCCCAUAACAACGU
Aspergillus campestris IBT 28561 is the source of this 4998-nucleotide messenger RNA. Its product is annotated as RecQ family helicase MusN. The record is from RefSeq and is a predicted model, not a curated record. Gene Ontology annotation, biological process: DNA replication; double-strand break repair via homologous recombination. Lineage: Eukaryota; Fungi; Ascomycota; Eurotiomycetes; Eurotiales; Aspergillaceae. Gene Ontology annotation, cellular component: chromosome; RecQ family helicase-topoisomerase III complex; nucleus. The coding region runs from base 77 to 4705 and encodes 1542 amino acids. The transcript has 4 exons. Gene Ontology annotation, molecular function: four-way junction helicase activity; ATP binding; 3'-5' DNA helicase activity.